This is a messenger RNA of Aedes albopictus (Asian tiger mosquito), 3065 nucleotides long. It is a transcript of the gene Rrp6, whose product is annotated as exosome complex component 10. The record is from RefSeq and is a predicted model, not a curated record. Gene Ontology annotation, cellular component: nucleolus; nuclear exosome (RNase complex). Gene Ontology annotation, biological process: nuclear polyadenylation-dependent snoRNA catabolic process; nuclear polyadenylation-dependent rRNA catabolic process; nuclear polyadenylation-dependent CUT catabolic process. Gene Ontology annotation, molecular function: single-stranded RNA binding; nucleotide binding; 3'-5'-RNA exonuclease activity. Lineage: Eukaryota; Metazoa; Arthropoda; Insecta; Diptera; Culicidae. The transcript is spliced from 4 exons. The coding region runs from base 137 to 2989 and encodes 950 amino acids.
UCGAAGUGUGCUUUUGUUUUUACGUCUCGCGUUCACACGUUUCGUCGCGGCAGCAAGUUUUUUCGGAAGAAAUUUUCAUAAAAUUCUGUGAAAAGCAGCGCUUCUCGGUGGUUGAUAAUUUUAUCAACCGGUGAAAAUGAGUGUGCGAAAAUCCGAUACACCGGGGAAAGGUCCCAGCGGGUCGCGAUCAGUGCCUUCAACGCCCGAAAAUGCCGGCUCUCGGCCCGUUCCGCCGAUCGAUGCCAGUCCGAUUCGGAAAUACACAGACGGCGGCCAAAAAUUGCUCCUCGAUGGCAUGAAAUCUGUACUGGCCCUACCGUCGGGCAAUUCCAGAGAUUUGUACGACACCCAUCCCUCGUUCGUCCGGAUAAUGGACGCCCAGGCCAACAAAGUGCUUCACAUGAUUUCCGACGUGCUGAAACUGCACGAAGUCAAGGGAAAUAUUGUCGUGCGCGAUCGGGAGGAAAAGUUCGAACUCCUGCAGGAGUUCAACGAUUCUAUGCUGGAGCGGAUAAACUCCAACCUGGAUGAGGUAGCCGGUAUCAAGAAAAAGCACGAAACGGUAUUGGUGCAGAGUGAAAUACAACUUCCAGCGCAACCCCGAGAGCGUCUCAGCGGCAGUUGGAACAACGCCAGUAGUAAAAAGACGGCAGCUCCUGCUUCAAUGGUUAAAGCUACACUCGUUACGGGGACGAACAUACAACGGCCGCAGGUCAAUUUUAAGGUUCCCGUAGACAACGCUGCACUUAAUCCGUUCGUACCAAAAAUCAAGGAGAAGCCAAAUUCCUUAAAACCGCUGGCAGUUCUUCCGGAGUAUGACGAAGCAGGAAAUAUCGUCAGCUAUCUGCAUCCGUACGAGUUCGAGCUCGAUAGAUUCGAGCCCACGAAGGGAGCCCUGAAGACGGUUGAACCUCAAGAGCCGCUGGAGCUAGAAAGCACGCCACUGGGCAUCAUCGACAGGGAAGAUCAACUACCCGGUCUUCUCAAAGAACUCAAAGCAGCCAGCGAGCUCGCCAUCGACUUGGAACAUCACUCCUAUCGGACAUACCAAGGCUUCACUUGUCUGAUGCAAAUUUCCACCAGAAGCAAAGACUACAUCAUCGAUGCGCUGGCUCUUCGGGAAGAGUUGCACGUCCUGAACGAGGUAUUCACGAAUCCAAAAGUGGUCAAAGUUCUGCACGGAUCCAUUAGCGAUAUCGAAUGGCUCCAGCGGGACUUGUCGUUGUACAUAGUGAAUAUGUUUGACACCGGAGAAGCGGCGAAGGUCUUGGAGUUCUCCCGUAUCGGCCUGCAGUUCCUGUUGAAGCACUAUUGCAACAUCGAAACCGAUAAGGCAUACCAACUGGCAGAUUGGCGCAUUCGUCCCAUGCCGCACAAUUUCAUCGAGUACGCCCGCAAGGACACCCACUACCUAUUGUACAUCUACGACCGGAUGCGAAACGAGCUCAUCGAAAAAGGGGCCAGCUUCCUGCCAACGGUUUACAACAGAUCUACCUUCCUGUGUAAGCAGCGUUACGUGAAACCGCUGAUCAACGAAGAUGCCAUCAUGAACAUCUACCGCCGAUCGAAGCAUGUGUUCGACCAGCGGCAGAUGUACGCCUUCCGGGAGAUUCUCUACUGGCGGGACAAAAUUGCCCGCCAGGAAGACGAAUCGCCCGGAUAUGUUCUCCCGCAGCACAUGGCCCUGGACAUUGCCUCCAAGUUGCCCCGGGAGAUGCAAGGAAUUAUCGCUUGUUGCACGCCAGUUCCUUCGUUGGUUCGGCAACAUCUGCACACGCUCCAUCAAAUCAUCUUGAAGGCGCGGGAGAUAUCGCUGAACAAAUCCGUUUCUGCGACCAUCGAACACCAGAAGGACACACGCCACAAGAUGCAGUCGACGUUCGAUUUGAACAAUCCCUUGUUUUGCCCCCACGAUUCAAGCCAGGGAGUCCACCUGGAAACCAAUCUGCCGACUCUGCUCGACUCCUCCAGCAAAAUUGGAGUGUGUGAGGAAGUGUUAGGCGGCAUGCUGAAGGACCAGCCGGACGCGGGAGUGUUUGAGGAAUCCAAAACGAGAACUUUAGACGAGAAGGGCAGGUUGAUACUGGAUGGUAGCAUGUCGGAGGAUUCCAAGAUGGUGAAUUUCAUCGAAAUGCACUAUCAAACCAAGCAAUUGGACGCCAACCAGAGCCUCAACGGUUCCGUGUAUCUAUCCUACCAGGAUCGUAAGUUCAACACUCCCUACGAAAGGCAUCUGGAAACUUGCCGUAAUCGGUAUCAAAAUGAGGAUGAACCCGAGGAAGAGGCGAAACCUUCGCCAAUGGUCAAAAAAGAACCAGACCAGGCCAUCGAGCGCACAUCGGUGAAGCCAGAACCCACCACGGAUUCCAAGCUACCGUUGAAGGCUCAAAAAAGACAGGAAGAGUGGGAAGCCAAACGAAAGCUAGUGCAGACCGAGUCGGCGGAUAAAAUCCGUUUCAGCAACUUUGAACCGCCGAAGAAGAAGGAAAAGACCGAUCGUCUCUCGAAAGGAGAGUUCCCGAUGCAAAUUAAACAACAAAACGAGCGAAACAACGUCGAUAAAGAUGCAGCCAGUGAGGAUGAUGAUGACGUUGAUGACGAACGGAACGUUUCCGGCCCAAGUAGCCAAAACAAUAGUUUCGCCAACGGUGGGAAAAAGAGUAAGAACAAAAAGAAGAAAUUCAAGAAACAGGGCAAAUCAGGCCAGAAAGAAUUCAAACAGAACUCGAACAAGCCGGUUCCGUUCGAUUAUGGCCAGGUAGAUUACACUCGCUUCCAGGGAGGUUCCAAACCGUUACCGGUGAAGGGCAAAGGUGGUAAGUUUUUUGCACGUAAACAAAGUCAGCAGGGUACUGGGGAAGGUUCUGCGGAGGGUGAGGGCUCCACUAUGAAAAAAGCUCUGCAUCCCAACAGUAGAAUAGCGAAAGGUAUCAAACAGAGUCAAAAGAUGUUCAACUUUAGCAGCAAUAAUUUACAGAAGAAGAAGUAAGGGAAUCUGUAUGAUCGAAAAAAAGAUAAUUUUGGUAAUUUAAAAUCUUAAAUAAAUAAGUAACAUUUAUUGACCA